UUCUGUCAUAUGACAUACGGCCCAAACACCGUCAACAAACAAUUCAGGGUUUUUUGUUUUUUAUCUUUAUAUUUUUGCGGUUUUUUUGGGGGGUUUAUAACAUUAAUGCAGCAAUGCUUUCACGGUUGUUAAAGGAACAUCAAGUUAAACAAAACGAAAGGAAAGAGCUUCAAGAGCGACGACGACGUGAAGCCAUUGCAGCCGCCACCUGUUUGACAGAGGCUUUAGUGGACCACCUGAAUGUGGGAGUGGCUCAGGCGUAUGUUAAUCAGCGCAAACUGGACCAUGAGGUGAAGACACUGCAGGUUCAGGCAGCUCAGUUUUCUAAACAGACGUCGCAGUGGAUCAGCAUGGUGGAAAGCUUCAACCAGGCAUUAAAGGAAAUUGGUGAUGUGGAGAACUGGGCGCGCAGCAUUGAGAUGGACAUGAGGACUAUCGCCACAGCUCUAGAGUACGUACACAAAGGCCAGAUCCAGACGGCAUCAUCAUAGAAUGCCUGUGCAGAGGGAGAGCAGAACAGGGACAACACAUUUUCCUUUAGGAUUCUGUAGUAGUGUAGAUCUUGGAUUACUACUACAUUGAUAGAGGAAUGGAAUUGCUUUGAUGAACUGCUAAUUUCGUUUCAGCUUAAGUCUAGAAUCAUGUUUGCAGAUGAUGUUGCUAAAUGAUGAUGUAUUUUGUCUGGAAAAGUUUUUUUUCUCACCCAAACAACACAUACCAAGAGCACCUGUGUUUUUAUAACACUGAGUUUACAUAGAAAAUGUUUGCAUAACGAAUGCUAAGCUUUGUUUUAUUGUUUGUGUCUGUAAAUAACCCUUUCAUUUUUUAAUGACCUAGCAUUCGCAUUAUAUGAUAUGUCAGUGUCAGGAUGGAUGGUUAUAGUCUUGAAGGCUUAGACUCAAGUCCAAAAUGAAGCACAGAGAAGCCAGAUGGUGACAUUGCCUCUCUUAUAAGUCACUUUGAAUAAAAAAUAAUAAAUGUUAAUGGAAUGUUAAUGUAUUAGACCGGCGAGAUGCAUCAUGUGCUUACUGGGUAUUUAAUAAACAAGGCUGGAGGUAAAGAUAAGUAAUUAUAAUGAUUAUUUUCCAUUAACAGCAUGUCCCAGGUUUUAUUUUUCCUAUACAACAGCUGUUUGGUAAUGAAAUAAACCCAAUUUUUUAUUAUUUAUAUUUGCAUGUAAUGAAGAAUAUCGAUUAAACAAGUUAUUUCGUAAUAAAUUGUAUAAGCUAUAAA
Molecule: messenger RNA, 1233 nt
Organism: Tachysurus vachellii
Lineage: Eukaryota; Metazoa; Chordata; Actinopteri; Siluriformes; Bagridae
Gene: bloc1s1
Product: biogenesis of lysosomal organelles complex-1, subunit 1
Exons: 4
Coding region: 114-491 (125 amino acids)
Biological process (GO): endosomal transport
Cellular component (GO): BLOC-1 complex
Source: RefSeq, a predicted model, not a curated record